Messenger RNA from Mesorhabditis spiculigera, 1173 nucleotides. Lineage: Eukaryota; Metazoa; Nematoda; Chromadorea; Rhabditida; Rhabditidae. The record is from the annotation of a GenBank genome assembly.
AUGGAGUUUCCAAGGCUCACAUCCCCACCCAUUCCCGAGACUGCGGAGUUUAUCGACAUUAUAACGGUCGACCCCUGCGACGACAAUCCCCACUAUGACCCCAACCAGCCCUCCACAUCCACUUCGAAUAUGCCGACGAAUCCAGAAUACUGGGACAUAAUCUCGUUUGAACACCCUGAGGAUGACGCACCUCUGCUCGAGCCCAAAGUAGAAGUCUUCGAUCCGCCUGUGUCGGAGCACGAUGCUCCCCUGCUCGAGCCCAAAGAAGAAGUCGUCGAUCCGCCUGUGUCGGAGCACGAUGCUCCCCUGCUCGAGCCCAAAGAAGAAGUCGUCGAUCCGCCUGUGUCGGAGCACGAUGCUCCCCUGCUCGAGCCCAAAGAAGAAGUCGUCGAUCCGCCUGUGUCGGAGCACGAUGCUCCCCUGCUCGAGCCCAAAGUAGAAUACUGCGAUCCGCCUGUGGCUGCGCCUCCCCUCAAAAUCUCCCAGCCUGUACCCUCCAAUGCGUCCGGGGGACCUCCUCAAACCAGCUUAAAAAUGUCUCAACCAUCAGCGCCAGCUUACCAAGAGCAGCCGCCAAGCUACGAUGCCAUGGACCCAGCCGACGCUUUAGCUCCACCAUCUUACGAUUCGCUCUACGGCCAAUUCCGACAGGUAGAAGACCCGAAGGGAUUGGUUUCAUUUCUCGGAGGAGCAUGGCACACCCUCACCGGAACUGUCGCUGCCAUGAUUGCCCUCGCUUUUCUCAACAUUCUUCCGAUAGCCAUGAUUCUUUUGGGCGCCCUGAACAAGGACAAUUGCCCGAUCGACCCAACAAUCCCAAAAUGGCUGAUCGUCAGUGGAAUUGUGCAUCUUGUCAAGAGCGCGAUAAACUAUUACCUUAAAUUGAAGAAAAUCGAGCACCCACCAACUUCCGUGAAAGCCAUUGAUGGUCUUUUGAGUCUUUUCAGCACCGUUUGGUUCAUCCUCGGGAGCAUUUGGGUUUAUUCCGCAUUUGGACACUACACGCGUACCCCAUAUCAAGGAGAGGAUUAUUGCGAUCCGUUUAUGCUGAUUUUCAGCUUUGUCUUCAUCACCGUCACCUACGCGAUUCUGGCGCUGAUGUGCUUCUGCUUCUGCUGCUGUUGCUGCUGCAUUUGCUUCAAGAAAGCCAGCGACACCACCACCAAUCCGGCA